CUCAGGCCCCGCGGAGCAGGAGGCUCCGGCGGGUACGCCCCGCCGCCUAGUAAGCGCCCGGGCGGCGCGGCCCGGGCCGAACCAUCACACCGAGCCCUAGGAGAACGGGGAGAAGUGACCGCAGAGGCAGCCUGGGAGUCAGACGUGGCUCAGGCAGGGAGAAGAAAAGGGUAGCCAGUCAAGAGCCGAGACUGGAGGCUGUGAAGCUUCGGCCACACAGAUUGUCCUCGGGAUCCCGUGGCUUUAGACCUGGGGCUGUCAGCGGCCUGUGAUCCCCCAUCGUGGGAGACUGAGGCUCGGAGAGGGUGAGCCACGUGCCCAAGUUCACAGAGGCCAGGCAGGAAGGGAACCACCAACCUUGGAUGUCUCAUGCUGCUAAGACAGCCGGGACCAGCCACCGGGGCCCUGUCUGCUCCCCCACUCUUCUUCCUGGCUGCCGUGGCCCAGCCCACAGAGGCCAGACCCUGCUGCGACAGAGGUGCACAGCCACACCUCAGCCUUCUGUGGUGGAACUUCCUGCUGCACACGCCUUUCUUCCCCAAGGGCUUGGGGGCUGGGCCCGGGACACAUCAGGCAGGGGCUGCCGUGCACGAAGCUGGAGGCUGCCCGUUGGAGGCUGGCAGACCCGGGUUUGAAUUCCAGCCCCGAACCCUGCCUCGUUGAGUGACCCCGAGCAAGUCUCAUCCCCUCCUGGAGCCUCGGUUUCCUCAUCUGCAAAAUGGGGGUGACAGUGGGGUCUGCCUCCCAGGAUAGCUGAGUGGAGUCAGUGAAAUGCUCUGGAGAAGACCCCACCCAGCUCCUGGCUCACACUAGGGGCUCCAAAGUGACACCAGAAGGUGCGGAGGCCCAGGGCUCGGUACCCGGCAGAGCCCGGCACGCUUUGAGGAAGCCCAAGUGGGAGAAUGAACCAGUGACUGAGUGAGGCAGUGAUGGAGGCUGGGGAACAUCCUGGGCGGGGCCAGACAGAGCCUGAUUGAUGGCUCCGGGAGGCUAGUCUGCCCCCUACUGCCUGGCUUUUGCCCCAGAGCUUCUGCCAUCAGCUUCCAAGAGUUCCAGAAAGUACCCUGGUGUCUGAGAUGCCGCUGCCUCAGAGGAAACGCUGGGAGUCCAUGGCCAAGGGGCUGGUGCUGGGAGCACUCUUCACCAGCUUCCUGCUGCUGCUGUACUCGUAUGCGGUGCCCCCGCUGCACGCUGGCCUGCCCUCUGCCAGGACCCCGGAAGGCGUAGCAUCCUGCUCCCCAGCCCCGGGUGAGGCAGAGGCGGCCGCCACUGCUAACGGCUCGUCCGGAGGGUGCCAGCCACGGCGGGACAUCGUGUUCAUGAAGACGCACAAGACCGCCAGCAGCACGCUGCUCAACAUCCUGUUCCGCUUCGGCCAGAAGCACGGGCUCAAGUUCGCUUUCCCCAAUGGCCGCAACGACUUCGACUACCCGGCCUUCUUCGCCCGCAGCCUGGUGCAGGACUACCGGCCGGGGGCCUGCUUCAACAUCAUCUGCAACCACAUGCGCUUCCACUACGAGGAGGUCCGGGGCCUAGUGCCGCCCAAUGCCACCUUCAUCACCGUGCUGCGCGACCCCGCCCGCCUCUUCGAGUCCUCCUUCCACUACUUCGGCUCGGUGGUGCCCUUCACCUGGAAGCUCUCCGGCCGGGACAAGCUGGCCGAGUUCCUGCAGGACCCCGACCGCUACUACGACCCCAACGGCUACAACGCCCACUACCUCCGCAACCUGCUCUUCUUCGACCUGGGCUACGACAGCGGCCUGGACCCCCGCAGCCCGCAGGUGCAGGAGCACAUCCUGGAGGUGGAGCGCCGCUUCCACCUGGUGCUCCUGCAGGAGUACUUCGACGAGUCCCUGGUGCUACUCAAGGACCUGCUGUGCUGGGAGCUGGAGGACGUGCUCUACUUCAAGCUCAACGCCCGCCGCGCCUCGGCCGUGCCCCGCCUGUCAGGGGACCUGUACCGGCGCGCCACGGCCUGGAACGUGCUGGAUGCCCGCCUCUACCGCCACUUCAACGCCAGCUUCUGGCGAAAGGUGGAAGCGUUCGGGCCGGAGCGCAUGGCCCGCGAGGUGGCCGCCCUGCGGCGUGCCAACGAGCGCAUGCGGCGCAUCUGCAUCGACGGGGGCCACGCGGUGGACGCCGCCGCCAUCCAGGACUCGGCCAUGCAGCCCUGGCAGCCGCUGGGCGCCAAGUCCAUCCUGGGCUACAACCUCAAGAAGAGCAUUGGGCAGCGACACGCACAGCUCUGUCGCCGCAUGCUCACCCCCGAGAUCCAGUACCUGAUGGACCUCGGCGUCAACCUCUGGAUCACCAAGCUCUGGAAGCUCGUUCGAGACUUUCUGCAGUGGUAACAUCCUGCCCACCCAGCGGCCCACCCCACCUGCUCACUUGAUGAGGAGGGGCCAGGCAGGGACCUUCCCCGACCCCCUCCUGGUGCCACCUCGGUCCCCGAGGUAAGGUGGGGCUGCCGUGGGGAUGCAGGUGGCCAGGACUGGGCCCGAGGCGUGCAGAGAGGGCCUGAGAUCAGCGUUUGAUUCAUUAUACAGUUUUUAAAAGUAAAUCCCCCUUCCUGUUUCUACUUCCUGCCUCCCCUUAAAGGGGAGACUUCAGAAGUAAAGGCAUUUGAUGUUGUGUUUUUGUUAA
Molecule: messenger RNA, 2643 nt
Organism: Phyllostomus hastatus (greater spear-nosed bat)
Lineage: Eukaryota; Metazoa; Chordata; Mammalia; Chiroptera; Phyllostomidae
Gene: GAL3ST1
Product: galactose-3-O-sulfotransferase 1
Exons: 6
Coding region: 1077-2351 (424 amino acids)
Biological process (GO): galactosylceramide biosynthetic process; myelination
Cellular component (GO): membrane
Molecular function (GO): galactosylceramide sulfotransferase activity
Source: RefSeq, a predicted model, not a curated record